AUGACAAACGAAGUAACAUCCACUUUUGAAUUCACCCUCCCUGAGCAUGUAAUAAAGGAUUGUAAAACUUAUUACACUUCACCUUUUUCAAGCAGCUCCAAUGCAUUUUGGCAAUUAAAAUUUAGUGGUUCGGGUAAAAGUUCAAGAGCCUUCACAAUAGAUUUAAUUGCGAUAGCCAACCGAGAAGAUCAAUUAUCGGAUAAUAUUUGGAAAGAUCAUUCCAGCGUUUUUCAAAAAAUAUAUUGUAAAGUUUCGGAAAAUAAGAUAUUGGAUGAGCGAUAUAUUUGUGCAAAUUUUUCUCGAUAUCAUAAUAUUCACCGCGCUCUAUUUUUCCUUCCUUGCCCAUAUAAAAAAUUAAUUAUCGGUGUCACUUUCAUAGGAUCAAGCCUUGAGUUGAAUUCUUUUGAAGACUCGAAUAAACGCGUUACAAAUCAAAACAAGAUAAUCUCCAUGUGGUCUGAUGAGUUUUACGAUCGUGAAGCCUCGGAUGUACAAUUUAACGUCAAUAAUGGUGUCAUCUUUGCACGAAAAUCAAUUCUCACAAGUAGAUCAAAGUAUUUUCAAAAUCUAUUCAAAGAAGGCGGACCCGAACUGAUUAAGGUCAACAAAAAAGGUUCUCAUUACAUUUUAGACGUUCCUGACUUUUCUUCAAAGAUUCUUCUUACAAUGUUAAACUUUUUAUAUACUGAUGAACUGAUACUCCAUGAUGAACGUGAUAUUAUGAAAUUGUUCAUCAUUGCUGAAAAAUUCUUUAUUACAAAUCUCAAGGAACUUGUAAAGUUUGAAAUUGUGAAGAGAUUAACACCAAAAAGUUCGAUCGGAUUCUUAUUUUUCAACGCUUGGAAAUCAGAAGAUCUAAAAAAUGAGGUCAUCGAAUAUAUAUGUAGAAACUUUGAUGUUGUACGUGAAACGGAGGAGUUCAAAAAUAUUGGUUCAAUAACUUCAGGUCAUCCUGCAGGUGUUAGAAUCAUGCAAGAAUUAUUAUUAAGAAUUAUCUAA
Molecule: messenger RNA, 999 nt
Organism: Funneliformis mosseae
Lineage: Eukaryota; Fungi; Glomeromycota; Glomeromycetes; Glomerales; Glomeraceae
Source: the annotation of a GenBank genome assembly